AUGAUUCAAAGAGAAAUAGAGAUAAAGUUAAGAAAUACAAAAUUAAAAUUCUAGAUCCAAUACAGACCUGAAUAAAAAGUAAUUGAUAUCUUAAACAAAUUAAUUUUUGAUUUGAAAUUGCCUUAAAAUACUUCUAUUCCAAAAUUAUAUUAUAAAGGAGCAUGUUUAGAUAAUUCUAAAACAUUGGAUCAAUAAGGAAUUAUUUAAAUUAAUAUAGAAGCUGAAGUAGAAUUUAUUGAAAAAAUUGUGGUCACUGUUAAUAAUUAGAUUUUGGAUAAAUAAAAUCUUAAAUGUGAAAUAAUUACUUCUUUGAAUGAAUUAGGUUCUAUUCUAUUAAAGAAAUUAAAUUUUAAUUAAGAUUAUUAUGUUCGAUUUGCCAUGGAUGGACGAGAAUUAAAUAAGGCAAAGAAUUUGAUUGAAAUAGCACCAUGGGAAAAUUUGACAUUUUAAAUAUUAUCCCAUAAUUAUUUCAUAUAUGAUUCAGCAUAAUAUUAACUAGAAAUAGAUGUUACAAAAUCUAUAUAGAAUUUAUGUGAAAUGAUUAGUCAAAUGAUAAAUAUCAAUAGUGAUUAAAUUCAAAUAGAUUCAUUUAAUAAAGAGGAUCCUUUCUAUUACUAUCAAGUAAAUCCUAAUACAGAAUUGAAAUUACGUAUUGAAGAUAUUCAAAAUAAUAAUUAAGUUACUAUUUCAAUUGUCUAUGGUCAAAUUACACAUUAAAUGAAAAUAUUAAAAGAUGAAAAAUUAGAAACAUUAAUAAAUAAAACUAAAACAUCCUUUUUCCCUCAUAAUUACUCUUCAGUUAAUGUAAAAUUGGUUUUCAAUGGCAUAGAAUUAGCUAAUAAUAAUACUAUUAAUUCAUAUUAAAUAGUAAAUAAUAGUGUUAUUUAAUUGAUUGUAACAAAUAUGUUAGAGAAAAUCUAAAUUUGUAUUUAAAAUAAAGAAAAUCCAGUACUUAAAAAGAAAACUAAAAUAUCAUUAGAUGAAUAAUUGUCUUGCAUAGAUAGAGAUGUAUUUUUUAAUAAAUAAAUGGACUAUUUUUAUUAAGAUAAAUAAUUAGAUAAGAAAUAAACAUUUCGUUAAUAAUAAAUAACAAAAAAUGAUACUAUCAUUGAAUAUAAACCAAUAGAGGGAGUAUAACUAUUAAUAAAGUUCAAAAAACUUGAUGAAUAAAAUCCAGUUGAAGUUUAAGUACAAUCAAAUGAAUUAUUAUCUAAAUAUAUUUAUUAAUUAAUUGGAAGAGAAACUAAUGAUGUAUGGGUGAGUUGUAAAAAUUAAACAAUUAAUGAUAUUAAAUAAACAUUUUCUGCCCUAUAAAUUUAGAAUGAUUUGAUAUUUUAUUAACCUUAAUAAAUUCUAUUGAAAGUAUAAUAUAAAGAUAAUCUAUAUGAUAUUUAUCAAAAAAGAGAUUUAUGUGUAAUAGAUUUAUAUAAUAAUCUACGAAAUUAUUUUGAAAUAGAUGAAUAAUAAGAGUUUGAAUUAUAAUAUGGGAAUGAAAUUGUUUAAGGUCAAUUAUUGUGUAAAAAAUUAUGGGCAUCAUGUUAAGAAUGUUAUAAAAUUUUACUUAUAGAAAAUGGUUAAAAUGAUAGAAAUACUAAAUUAUAUAAGAUUUAUUUUAUAAAUUAAGACAAAUAUAUUGAAUUAAAUAUGAAUCCAGAUAAAAAAAUAGGUGAUUUAUAAAGAGAAUUCUUAUAAAAAUAAGAAUAUCCUAAAAAUUAACCUAUUGAAUGUUAUAUGAAAAAUAACACAAACAUAACACUUAAUAAAGAAGAUCUAUUAAAUACCUUGAAUGAAGAUGAACUUUAAAUUUAAGUGAAAGAUAUUAUUAAUUUAAGAGCAUAUGAUAAAAUUAAAGAAGAAGAAUCUUAUUAUGAAAUUGAUUUCAAUUCUAAGAUAUCUUCUCUAUUAUAGUGUCUAAAAUUGGAUGGUUUUAAUUGCAAUUUCUUUUAUAGAAAUUAAUUAGUUAAUUAAGAUAAAACUUUUUAAGAAAUAGAAUUUUAGGAAAUGGAUACAAUUGAAUAUGAAAUUCUAAAUAAGAAGAUUUCAUUAAUUUAAAUAACUCUAAUUCAAAAAAAUUAAUAAGAAGAAAUUGAAUUAGAUUAAGACUUAACUAUUAAAGAUUUAAGACAAAAAUUAAAUAUUAGAACUAUAGAUGAAGCAGAAUUAUUAUUAAAUAAUCAAACUACAACUAAAGAUGAAUAAAAACUAAAAGAUAUUGCAAAAGAUGGGAAAUUAACUUUAACACUAAAAGAAAGAAUUAUAAAACCUUAAUAACAAAAUAAAUGCGCUUUAAUUAUAUCUAUUAAAGAUAUCAAAUAUCAAAUAGAAUUUGAGUAAAAUAAAAAAGUAGAAGAUUUAAGAUUAUUUAUUAUAAAUCAAUAUCAAUAAUAAAAUGAUAUUGUUAUUAGAUAUGGUAAAACGAUUUUAAAUCCUUCUGAUCCUAUUCCUAAUUAACCUGAUCUUCUUAUUGUUUCUCCAUUUACAUUAAAAGUGAUCAUAAAAAUCAAUAAAUUAAAUCAAAUCUAAUAAAGAUAAUUUAAACCUAAUUAAAAAAUUGGUGAUAUUAUCUAAGAUUUUGUUAAUUAAUAUAAGAUAAAAAAUAACUCUACAAAUUUGGCAUGGAAUGGUUAAAUCCUAGAUGUUAAUAAAACUCUUAAAGAAUCAGGAGUAACAGAUGGUACCGAAUUGAAUCUAUUGAUUUGA
Messenger RNA from Paramecium pentaurelia, 2700 nucleotides. NCBI's taxonomy places the organism in Eukaryota, Ciliophora, Oligohymenophorea, Peniculida, Parameciidae. The record is from the annotation of a GenBank genome assembly.